AUGACAUCUUCAUUUGAUGGAAAUGCUUCAGCUUAUUGGUCGUAUUCACCAUAUUCUUAUUGUAAUAGUUAUGAUACAUCAUCAUCAAAUUCAUCCUAUUUUGAAUCACCGAUAUCUUCAUCGUCACCACGCAUGAUUAUGUUUCCAGUUUAUGAUCAACAACAAUCUUGUUGCUAUUAUACAGAACCAACUAUUCCUUAUAAUCAAUUUGCACCACCAUCACCACCAAUUAUACCACCAUCUCAAAUUACUUAUGCUCCAUCACCUCCAGUAGCGCGUCCAUCAACUAAUCUUCCAAAUCGUUUACAAUAUACACUUCGUCAACGUUGGUUACUUAAUGAAAUAUUUGAAUAUGUACCUUAUCCUAAUAGUGUUCAAAAGAAUGUUAUUGCCGAUCGAAUUGGAGCUACACGUGAACAAAUUCGUAUUUGGUUUCAAAAUCGUCGACGAAUAGCUGUACAAAGUCACCGUUCAUCAUCUCAACGUUCGAAUCCAUUACCUAUUGAUCAUAGUCAUACAAUUCAAUUGGAAUUAGAAAAUAUUGUAAAAGAUCUUGAUUUACAUAAAAAUGCUCCACAACGAAUGCCCAUUGGACAAGGUACAUCGUCUCGACGUGUUCGAUCAGUGAAAAAAUAA
Molecule: messenger RNA, 636 nt
Organism: Adineta steineri
Lineage: Eukaryota; Metazoa; Rotifera; Eurotatoria; Adinetida; Adinetidae
Source: the annotation of a GenBank genome assembly